Molecule: messenger RNA, 1124 nt
Organism: Solanum pennellii
Lineage: Eukaryota; Viridiplantae; Streptophyta; Magnoliopsida; Solanales; Solanaceae
Product: ATP synthase subunit delta, chloroplastic
Exons: 1
Coding region: 115-840 (241 amino acids)
Biological process (GO): photosynthetic electron transport in photosystem II; photosynthetic electron transport in photosystem I; proton motive force-driven ATP synthesis
Cellular component (GO): chloroplast thylakoid membrane
Molecular function (GO): proton-transporting ATP synthase activity, rotational mechanism
Source: RefSeq, a predicted model, not a curated record
UGGCUGAAAAAAUUAUCUUUGUUUUGUUCUUUGUCACCUAUAUUCCCCACCACAAUUUCUUGAUCUUCCUUCAUUCCCUUUUCUUCUCAAAAGUUUAACUCCUUUACCCAAUCAAUGGAUACCCUUUCUACCUCUGUUUCUUCCCUUAAACUUCCAAACAUACGCAGAUACUCUGCUGAUUUCCACCAUUUCAAGAAUCCCUAUACAACAACAACAUCAUCUUCUUCUUCUUCACCCCAUUUCAAUUUCCCAAAACCAACUUCAAUCUCAAGCAAAACCAACUCUUUCACACAUAAAAAGACAACAAAUUUCCCAUUUCCAUCCAAAACCCCACCUCCCAAACAACCCUUUUCCAAGCAUCAAACAGCACAUACAAGAGCUUCAAGUGGGUAUGCUGCAGCACUUAUAGACAUAGGUAACUGCAACAACUCACUUGAAAAACUCGACAAAGACGUGAGGAAGUUAUCAAGAUGGUUAAGACAUGAUCAGGUGCGUGUUCUUAUGACAGACCCUUUUGUGGGAAAUCAAGAAAAAGGGUAUGUUGUUAAGGAGAUUUUGUCUAAGGGGAAUUUCAACAAACAGUUGGUGGGUGUGGUGAAGCUUUUGGUGGAGAAGAACAAAUUGGGGAUUGUGGGUGAAGUUUUGAUGGAAUUUGAGAGGAUUUAUGAUCAGCUUUGUGGGACACAAGUUGUUUUGGUUUCAUCAGAGGUGAAAAUGGAGAAAGAUGAAGCUUUUGGGAUUGCUAAGAAGGUGCAACAACUUAGUGGGGCUGAAAGAGUGAAGGUCAAGGUGAAGAAUUUGGUUAGUGAUAAGAAAAGGUCACAUUCCUUUGCACUUUGACUUUUAAUUUUUGAUUCGAUACGAAUUCAAGAUUUAGAGUCAAUUUUAUUUAAUAUGUAUGUGUGAGGGAUUUGUUUGUGCCUAAUCUUGAUCUACUAUUGACUUUGAUUAAAUGUGGUAUAUUGUGAUUCUCGAAUGCAUGAUUGGUUUUAUAAUGUAAUUAUUAGUGAUUGAUUUUACUUUUCGAAUAGCGUUAUCAGUUCUAUAAAAAGGCAUAAUAAGUUUCUCAUAUAUUGUAUGAGUAAUUCUCCAAUUCAAUCAAUUGUUUAUUCGAGAUGUAUGAA